Molecule: messenger RNA, 4456 nt
Organism: Leguminivora glycinivorella
Lineage: Eukaryota; Metazoa; Arthropoda; Insecta; Lepidoptera; Tortricidae
Gene: ltl
Product: leucine-rich repeat-containing G-protein coupled receptor 4
Exons: 8
Coding region: 106-2073 (655 amino acids)
Molecular function (GO): protein binding
Source: RefSeq, a predicted model, not a curated record
GACUCGAGCAAGCAGAGUGGCGCGGGGUGUUUUGUUUGAGCGCUCGGUCGGGACGUCGGAGUUUCGCGGCGGCAGUAGCGCGAUCAGCCCCGCACGGUACGCACGAUGGUCGCGCAGAAGCACGUGCUCGCGGCCACGCUCCUGUGCGCGCUGGCCGGCCAGCUCGGCGCCGGGGCCAGCCUGCACUGCGCCAUGCGCCGCGAGAUCUCCCCGUGCACCUGCCGCCGCGAGGACUCCAACACCGGUGCCAUCCUCGUCCUCUGCCACCGGAUACAAGCUUACGAAGAAAUCGCGAAAGCCCUCACCAAUAAAUUCAGCCCAGAAACAAAAAUCGGAUUGGACAUAUCCCAUUCGCAGCUGCCGGAUAUUGCAGACCACAGUUUUCGAGAACUAGGCCUCUCUAUCACAAAACUGAAACUGAAUAAUGACAAUCUAAGUGAGCUACCAGAGACCGCGUUCACGCGGCUGGACCUGGUGGACUACUUCAGCGUGUCGGACAACGAGCUGGCCGAGAUCCCGCGCCACGUGGCGCGCCACCUGCCGCACGCCAAGACCCUGGAUCUCUGCCGCAACAAGAUCUCUAAGCUCACUGAGGACGACUUUAAAGACCUACAAGAACUCGAACACUUGUUAAUAGCCAACAAUGAAAUAUCAAAGAUCGAGCGGCACGCCUUACCGAAAGCCCUGAAGCACAUUCACCUUGGCAUCAACAGCUUGAACAGCCUAAAUGGCGCACUUAGAGAUUUGGAUGAGCUGGAGUGGAUUUUCAUUAAUGCUAACAAUCUGAAAUCCCUCGAAAAUGAAUUGCCAACCAAGUCCAAAAAGAUAUCCUUCAUACAUGCCGCACAAAACGAGCUGCAAAGUUUGCCCAAAGACCUCAGGCAAAUGCCUACGUUGGACUCCCUAUUUUUUUAUGACAAUAACAUCAAACUGUUGGAUGGGGCACUGCAAAAAUCUCGAAAAUUAACAAAGAUCAAUCUCUCAUUUAAUGAAAUCGAAAGCUUAGCUGAAGAUGAAUUUGCAGAAGCUGAAGUUUUGGCAUAUCUCGACAUUUCGUACAAUCAAAUAAAAUCACUGAAUGGUUCCUUGAGAAGCCUCAAGUCGUUGCGCUACUUGAAUUUAACCUAUAACGCUUUAACAGAGUUUUCUCUGCAAGAAAUAAAAGGAUUAAAGAAAUUAGAUGUAAUCGAUUUUUCGCACAAUAAAAUUAAUCACAUUACUGGAAAUAUGGAGAACCUAGUUGACGUAGAGACUAAAGUUCUGGAGUUGCGCCUGGACCACAACCAUCUCGUGACCCUCGGCGGCGCCCUGAUUGGGUUCCACGGCCUCAUGAGGCUCAACCUGAGCAACAACCAGCUGCAGCAGGUGUCAUCGGACGACCUCAACGGCUUGGAGGACUUAAAAGUUCUCGAUUUAUCGUUCAACGACAUCGCGACGCUGGAAGAAACUUCUAAGUCAUUUUUGCCAUCUCUUGAGGAGCUAAUCGCCCACCACAACAACAUUAGCGCCCUGGACAAGGACUUCCACGGGCUGCCGUCGCUGUGCAUGGCGGACCUGUCCUACAACAAGAUCCGCUCCAUCAACUACGACCUCGUGUCCAAGACGCGGUGUACCAUCAACGGAGUGCCCAGUAAACUGAAGAUAUAUCUUCAAGAUAAUCCGGUAUUGUGCGACGAACGGAUGAAUGAAAUGGUGAUGAUGCUGGAGAACCUGAACGCCCGGGUGAGCGGGUCGUCGACGUGCCUGGGCACGCAGACGGCGGCGCCCGUGCUCAGCAUGCGCGCGCUGAGCGACGGCGCGCCGCGGCAGGACGCUGCCGUCAUCGUGGUGGCGCACCUGCUGCCGCACGACGACCAACGCCCGCUGCCGUUGCCGCUGCCGCCCGCGUUCCGGCGCGUCGGCGCCAUCAUCGGCCACGUGCUGCCCGAGGGCGGGCUGCCCGUGGUGGUGGACCCGCCCGUCACGCUGCCGCCCACCACCAACGUCGUCGUCAAGUGGCCCGACGACCAGCACCCGCACCCGCACCCGCUCGCGGACCUGCGCCUGCGCGACCUCAACGCGCCGGCGCAGUGAGCCGCCUCCGCCUCCGGGAACUCAGUGCUGCGCCCUAACUAAACGUACUGAUCACCACCCCGGCCCGAACAGGGCAGUGACUCUAACUCGGCCGAGUGCACUCAUUAUUAUAUAACUACCAAAAGUAGCUACUUCCUACAUGUUUAGAGCUGAGAUGUAUAUAAGUAGUAGUAUUUUUAUAGCCACUGACGACGCAUUCUACUGAUUUAGGUAUUUACGCAGCGUCAAAUAAGUGGUUGUACCUAAUGUGCGAGCACGUAAGUAAUAAUAAGUGUAACAACAUGAAUAGUGUCCACAGGGCGUUUCGUGAAGAACCGUUUUCCAGUAGCGCCGUCGGGCUAUAGGCGUAGGUGCCUUGCCAGCUCUUGAGGGAUAGAUACUACAGAUAGAGCCUUACUUUACAUGUACGUCCGGCGUAUAAACCAAGAUACAAUAAAAUAUUUUAACAAAUUGUUGGUGCCAAGAGCUCCUUUAAGGGUAAAUUAGCCAGAAGUCUUAGUCGAGACUCGUCAAUAGGUACUCGACGCGUCUCUGAAACAAAUGUAGGUAUGCUAAUAUUUUUGCAAUAAAGAAAUUGUGCGGAUAUUUCUUGUGACAUUUUAAAAUUAAUUAGGAUCAGGAUUGUUACAAAUUGCUGUUUGAAAACAUUUUUAUAAACCUAUUGCCCUAUCAAACACUUUUCUGAAAAAAGUCCUAGGUGUUUAGAAUUUGUUAGGGCUUCUCCGUAAUAAAGUUAUUUUAGAUAGCUUUUAACUGCAUAUUUAAAACUGGUAUAUUUUGGAUAAUAUUGCAUUGUCGCCGAAAUAAUCCAAGCAAACAGCUGAAUCAGACGCAAGACCAAAGAUUUGAAUUAAGUUUUAUCACAAAAGUAUACGCGGAAGAGUCGCGCUGAUUGUCACAAAUAUUUACUAUAGAUGUGCGAAAUGUUGUCCUUCGUAUUUUCACGGAAACUCACGAGCGUGCAGUCAUGCUACUCGUAUUUCAGUCAGGCUCAGUACAAGAAGUACUAACGCUGACCGAGCACGACAAACACGAACGUUUCCGAAAGAAAGAGAAAACACGAUAAAAAACCAUUUUUGCAUAGAUGUAUAUCUAAUCUUAUGAAUAUCCAAUAAAAUUAGGGCAGCACUAGUCGUGCAUUUAGCUUAUUUUAAUUGAAGAGUGAAAGCAAGCAUUCUCAUAUAAAUUAAAAAACUUCAUAUCAGAUUCAUAGGCAGGCAGGCAUGGUCGCGCGAUAAAUGAUAAAACAUCAUGCCGUCUCUAUCGCACUAUUUCUAAGUGCGACAGUGACGGCCCGAUGUUUUAUCGUUUACCGCGCGACCAUGCUAUCGGUGUAGAUUACCUGAUUUGUAUUACAAUAUAAACAAUAAAAGCACUCACUAUUUUUUAUACUGUUAUUAUGUACAUAAGCUACAUACUUAUUGGGAAAUAAAUAUUUUUUUAUAUAUAUACAGUUUUUUUUUAAAUUAGGUCUGUAAUACAGUGUGCGGAAAUACAAUUGAGUGAACUGGUAACUAGAUGGCCCUUAAAAAUGUAUUUGAACAGACUGAUAAUUGUAUCUAGCUCGACAGCCAUUAAAGUCUAAGGCCCUGGGAGAUUAGCAUUUGGCUCUUGAUGGAUUCAUUGCUUCUCAAAUAUUAGAAAAUUAGUAUAGAAAAGUAUUUUAGUCAAGUACAGAAAGCUUUAUUUGACGUGCAUAUGCGCAUUGUAAUAUGCCUACUUGGAAAAUAAAUAAAUAUUUCAAUAUUUAUUUCAUAUUUCAAAGUAACCGAAUUUUACGACCAAUUAAUUUGUCUUUUUCCUCAUGGAUAUUAACUAUUACUUUGACUGCACUGACAUCAUCUUAGUAUGUUUUUAUAUGGCCACCAAAGGCUUGCAAGGAUGGAAGAAAAACCAAAGAUUUAAUCCUCAUGCAUUUCCCAACAAGAAUUCUAUUUUGUAAAUUAUGCGAACAUUCAAUGAAGUAAUUCGUUACGGUAAUGGUAGUAUUUAACUAGUAGUUGACAUUGUCGAAUUUUCUUGAAGGGGAAUAAAAGUAAUUUAUGUAACAAAUAUUAUUACUUAGUUUAAGCUUAAAUAUUUUAUUAGUGUUAUUUAUACUGUCCAUUAACAAUAGCUUUAAGAGAGUAAUUAGAUACGAAACCGCAAAGCCGGAAUAAUUGAUUCAAUUGAAAGAGACUAUAAAAAGGUAAAUCCUGCGAUUUAUUAAUGACCUAUCUACCCAACCUACAUGUACCUACCUAAUCUAAAUAUUCUAAAGUUUUCUAUAGGAAAAUGUAACCUGUCUAUCAAUAGUAAUGAAAAGCUCAUUACUCCAAAAUAUAAUUAUUAACCUUGUAUCUACUAGUUGUUGUUUCGAAUAAAUAAAAGUUUAAAAUGCUAA